This is a messenger RNA of Sebastes umbrosus (honeycomb rockfish), 4636 nucleotides long. RefSeq lists its product as uncharacterized. The transcript is spliced from 2 exons. Bases 822 to 2168 code for a protein of 448 amino acids. The record is from RefSeq and is a predicted model, not a curated record. NCBI's taxonomy places the organism in Eukaryota, Metazoa, Chordata, Actinopteri, Perciformes, Sebastidae.
ACUCCCUCCCUCUUUACCGUGCUGCCAUGCAGCGGUGCGUCAGUGUGCCAGCAGUCAGCAGUCCUCGCAGAGCACAGAGCUGCUGAAGCUCACCGUCUGUCACACACAGAGAGACACAGAGAGACACAGAGAGAGAGGAUCUCCGCACCUUCACGGGAUUUGAAAGACAAAAAGAGUGGAUAAACUGAGCCAAGAAGGAGUCCACGCAGGUGAAGCGAGGACAAGGACGAGAUCUGCAUCUGCCCCAUCCGUCCAUCAACGAGCCAAGUGCCACGGUGCCGGCCGCCCUCAGGUCACCUCAACCACAUCGGGCGCCAAACAAUCAAAGUCUUGACCCGGCGUCCCUCAGACAGAAUUGCACAAAGCAAAUAUUUGAGGCCAUUAUAUCUCAUUUCUCCAGGCCGCCGUCACUGAAAAGAUCAACAGUGAAGGGUGUUGUUGGGAGACGGAAGGAGAGAAGAAAAAGUGGGGGAGGAAAAAGUAACCCUUUCAAAGUGCACCCUGCCUGCUAUUUCUGCUGCGGUGUGGGCAGGGAGCGUCUCAUUUGGGAGUGCUCUUGGCUGACAAGAAAAGGACUUCCCUGUGCCUGUCCAAAUGCCUGUGUAAAUACUGGAUAGAGAUAUCAAUUUGUCUGGGCUCUGACCUUACCCAACAAAGAGACUGGAAGCUAUCUAUAGAAAACGUUACAACAACCUUGGACUCUGUGGUCUCCUGAAUUGCUACCUUUCUAUUACCCUUCAAGAGCUGUGAGAACAGGAAUGAGAGCGGCCCACGUUUUCUACACUGCAGAUUUGAUGUCUUCCCCAGCUUACUGAAUCAACAUGAAGCCCCUAACGCCAAUUGGAUCCCCGUCUCCCCUGAGGCUCCUCAACAAGGGUCCAGACUACCUGCGCAGGCAGAUAGACGGUGGAGGCUACGGCCGCUCAAUCAGCGCCGUUGAGAGACUUGAGGCGGACAAAGCCAAAUAUGUUAAGAGCCAGCAGGUGAUCAACACCAAACAGGAGCCUGUGCUGGUGCCCUGUGCCACCCCACCACCACAGCCUCGGCGAGCUAUAUCCAUCCCCGGCAGCCUGACGCCUCGUCUUCCUCCACGCCGUUCGUCCAACACCCCCUUCUCUACCCUUUCUGGUUCAUUCACCUCAAGAGAUGAGAAUGAAAAUGAGGACUCUAGAAAGGAGAACAGACGGACUUCUGUUGACGUUGAGGCGCAUAACAGGAGCAAUGUGAUCAAAGCACUGCCUCCCAACCCUAGGACGCCUCCUGGCAUCAACGCCUUGGUAGCGCCGCACAGCGCCCCCGUGCUCAGGAGAAGCACGGGCAAACGCAUGCUGAGGCCAGACUCCCUCGUCAUUUACAGGCAGAAGAAAGAGUGUAAGAGCCCCGGCAGUGCAGCAGAGAACAAUAACACGGAAUUGAAGGGCUACAGUUUUGUCCGCCGCCUCUUCCAGGGCUCCAUGAGGGAGAAGGGUAGCGGAUGUGAAGGCAGGAUCCAGAAGAUGGUGAUCGGUGAAGAGAAAGCGCCAUCGCGGGAUGGAGACUCCCGCAUGUCUUGGAACAAUGACAAAGACGCUACGGACGGAGGACCAGGGAGCAGGAGGUCUAGUAAAACUGACCAAGAACGCAGCCCAGGGUCGAUCCCCAGCCCUGGGUUUAGCUGUACACUUGAACGGACUAAGAAUGGAUUUACAAAUGGUACCACUGAUGGUAUCGCCAACGGCAACCACUCAAGUAACCACGAUGAUGAGAAUGACCCAUGGAAGCGGGCGUCUCCCCCACCAGUACCCAGAAGGCAGUCCGGGGAGUUGCGGCGCUCCAAGUCCGACCUGCGUCUGCGCUGCUCAGUAGCGCUAUCAGAGCAGGAGCAUUUCUUUGACUUCUGCGGGCUGGACGUAGACAUGGUUGAGCGUCUGGGCCGAGCGAAAUUCCUCUCUGGUGCCAGCUCCAUAGACACGCUUUCGUUGGCCCUCCGUAGUGUAGGCGGGGAUGGCUGCGGUGGCUCAGAGCCCAGCGAGUUCUCCCAGCACUCGGGAGAUGGGCUGUUCCAAGAGGAGCUGGCCGAGCAGCUUCCCACUGGUGUGUCAAUCAUUGAGAGGAAUGCUCGCGUCAUCAAGUGGCUUUACGGGUGUAAGAACGCUGCUCGAGAGGGACCCAAAGAGUCUACUGUUUAGUACAGGGAACCAUGUGCCGUGGAGUGCCGAGAGUCUGAAGGUGUUCUCUCUAAUAGGGUUGGGGCGAUACGUUAAAAAUUUUCCAGCCGACCAUCGUCAGCCCAACAAUCCGUGAUUGCCAAUAUACUCACACAGUGUGUGCGGCAUGGGGCGAACCUCCUCUCCCCCUCCCCCACUGCUGUAGUUUCAGCUUGGAGACCAGCUGUUCUUGUGGCGGAGCAAGCACACACUUCAUUCAAGCUUGACAGAAACAAAAUAAAACUCACCAAGAUCCUCUUGGUUAGUCUUUCCAACAAUCACCAACUCUGGUUUGGUCAAAAUAAAUCUGAGUUAGAUAUGAAAAUAUGCCGGCUCUACGCGCUAUUUUUCCCCACGAUUAAAUUAGCAAAUUAAAAUGACAAACAUUGCCCAAAGAAUCAGCCAAAAAAAACAGAACAACCGGCGAUGUACUCGACAAUCGACAAUAACCGAUAUAGUCGUCUAAUCGCCCAACCCUACUCUCUAACGAAAGAAGAGUUUGCUGGUUUCUUUUCUGAUAAAAAAAAAAGUAAAAGCCAAGGCAUUCAUGUAUCCUAUCUCAGAGGGAAGGUGCAGGCCUUUACCCUUUGUGCAGAAAUUUACUGGUGCACUACAGACGAAAAGACUUCGAAAAGCAUUGAACCAUCACUGAGUUUCACUUGAAUUUCAACAGCAACAUUCAGUAUGGGCUGUGAUCAGCUAGCAGCAUUGCCACAAUGCAUCAUAGAAGGAAAACAUAAAACUUGUUUCUGUUUUUGAGCAGCUAUGCAUGUCAAAGCAUCUAACAAAAUAUGAUUUUUCUUUAAAUUUCAAACAAAUGUCUCUGACUUAGGGUUUGUUUCAGCCGCUAAUGUCUGCACGUAGGGUUGGCACUCCAUGGCACACGAUUACCUAUACUCCCUUGUUCCAAAGAGACGGUUUCUUCAAAUGAGAGGACAACAACUGCUACUAGUUAUCUCCGGUCGAAUUGAUAUAUUGUAUUUAUAUAUUUGAUGGACGUAUUGUGUGACAGAACUUUACUGGUGAAUGGACUAUUUCUCCCAGUGUGUGUGGCUGUGUGGAGUAGACGUUGCUGUCCUCUCCAUUUGUAGUGCAUUUUCAGUAAACUGAUCUGAAAUCAGCCCCCCAUGACCCCUCACAAGGCACAUGAGUGUAUCUUUGUCACGAUACAGUGGACACAGUUUAUUGUCCUUGACACCAAACACUCUCCCCCUAAUGAUUAAAUUAAAAUGGAAAACCACUAAGCUAUGUUUUUUUUCUAAACUGGAAAACUGUUGUGUGAGUGUGAAGUGAACCAUGAGUACCUCAUUCGGAUCUGUCCCAGUUUAGUUUGUGUGUUGCUUUUUUUUUUUUACUCCUUAAAACGCAGGCGUUGGAACAAACAUGCGAGGCACCCCUGUGGGGUUGUUAAUGCACUGAACUGGACAGAGAGGGAGGAAAUGGAAAUAGAGAUAUAGCUUGGACUCUUUACAGGGAUUCAUCUCAUAUAUGAUGUUAAAACACUGAGCUGGAUUCAAAGGAGCACCUGCAUCGUGGAAGACCAGGAGCGGGUCAUUUUCAUCAUUUUCAUGUCAUUUUCUAAACCCGAAAGAGGGUCGAAUCUCACGCAGUAUAAACACUGUCCAAUAAUCACUUGUGACACACAGUCAUUGAUUGCCACAGCUAAUGCUUCAUGUGUGUUUAGUGCUCACAGCUGUGUAAGCUAUGUGGUGCAACUGGGAAAGGAACUGGACUUUUGCAAGCAAAUGUAAGCACAAUGAGAAUUUAAAUCUCACAAAUGAAGUUUCAAAAAUGAAGAAUAUUUCAUGAAAAUAAUAUAUUCACCUCCAAAAGUAAAAGGAGCUUGAGUUGUCAAACUCUCACUGGGAAAUGUUUUAGGAUGUCACUUUUACCAUCUGGCAGUUUACAGAUGUUUAACCUUCCCAGCUGGCUCAGUCAGCCUGUUUCCCAUCAAAACAGGCAGGGGAGGCUUCCUCUGAUAACCACAGAUCCUACCUCACUUCAUCCAUCCUUCAGUGAUUCUCACUUUAUCUCCAUGAAAGGUCAUUUCCAUUGCUUGGCCUGGAGGAUGCCACUGAAAUAUGAACUGGGGGUCUGCCGAGGUAUGCGGAGGUUAGACUGAGAGGCGUUCUGGGAUGAGAAUUACUGAACCCAAGGGCACGAUAUAUUACUACAUGUGAUAAAUUAACACAAUUACUUGCAGCUUUGAUAUGUUUGAUUUUCUGUACUCAUCAUCAGCAUGGCACACUCCUUAAAUCCCUUCAACCAGGACUUUUAUUUUUGUGUUUAUAUCUCCCUGUUGAAAACCAUUUGGUUGCAUGUUUACAAAGUGGCUCUAUGAAAUUCUGAAUCUCUUUUUUUUAUUUGAUAUAUAUAUAUGAGAGAUUUAGUUUUUAAUUCCAAAGAGGUUUGUGUAUGAUGUACACAGCAAAUAAACACAAAGAAUGAAA